GUGGAAUGAAGAAAUAGCUUUAGAAAAUUCUAAAAAGAAGAUGAAGAAUAAACAUAAAGACGAACAAGGUUGGCAAACAUCGGCAUUUUCGGAAGGAGAAAUAAAUUUGAUGAAUGGAUUAAAUUAG
Racocetra persica is the source of this 127-nucleotide messenger RNA. NCBI's taxonomy places the organism in Eukaryota, Fungi, Glomeromycota, Glomeromycetes, Diversisporales, Gigasporaceae. The record is from the annotation of a GenBank genome assembly.